AUGGCGGUAGAUGAGCAAGACAACCCGUCAGAAUCUACACCAAGAGAAGCCGAGCUACAAAGGCAACUCGAGGAUUACAAAGCCAGCCUGAAGGAAAAGCUAGACGAACACUCGAAGCAGCUGGAGCAAAGUGCUGAGAAGCUUACUCAGCUCGAUUCUGAAAACCUUGUUCUCCGAGACAAGAAUCAAGCCAUCAACACGGCAAGCAACAAGAAACGCCGCUUCCGCACACAGGUCCGAUCCAUGCUGCGCCUGGACACACCCAACACCGCAAGAGGUAUCGCCCGACAACCUUCAGAUGAAGCCGGGGCAUCAGGAGAAAAAGUUGGAGAUACGCGAGUCCAUGAAACAAUAUCCAGCGACUCUGAGCCAGACUCCAAGAAGGAAGCAUCUGAAGGAGCCGUGGCAUUGCAGUCCUCAUUGACCACCUACCUAGAGCAGUUGUUCUCCAAGAAGUUCGACGCCAUGCAAUGUAUGAUAGAAAGGCUCCCCGGGGUGGCACCUCUGAUUCGGAAAAGUAAUCCCGGUUCUUACGCCGAUACUCCUUUCACAGACAACAUUGGCCUGAUCAAGAUGCCAAGAAAGUUCUCCUUCCCCAACAUAAAGAUGUAUGACGGCACCGGUGACCCAGACGACCACAUCGCUCAGUACAAACAAAGGAUGCUAGCUGUAGCACUCCCAAGGGAGUUCCGCGAGGCUACCAUGUGCAAGGGAUUCGGCUCAACCCUGAUCGGACCCGCAUUGCAAUGGUACAUCAACCUACCCAUCGGAUCCAUAUCUUCAUUCGCGGCCCUCAGCGAUAAGUUCGUAGAGCAGUUCGCAAGUAGCCGGAGCCUGGAGAAAACCUCGGACAGCCUCUACGAAAUCCUCCAGCAUCGGGUCGAACCCCUUCGCGAUUAUAUAGCUCGCUUCAAUCAGGAAAAGGUAUCGAUCCCCGAAUGCAACAUCACAACGGCAAUCUCAGUCUUCAAAAGAGGCUUGCUCCCAGACGGGGAUCUCUAUAAGGAACUCACCAAGUACCAGUGCAAGACCAUGGAAGACGUAUUGUCUCGAGCGUGGGCCCAAGUGAAAUGGGAAGAGGAUGUCACAAGCCGCGCCAAGGCUCAACAGAAACAAGAUCAGAAAGCAGCCAGGCAAGACCGAAAUGAUAGAGACGAGAGGUCCUCCAAGAAACCCACGAAAGACCAAGGAGGCAGGAACCGGGGCAGGUACAUGAGCCGUCCACUCGAGAGAGCGGAAGGGAUGCCGGUGUCUACCUGGCCAGAUAUCUCACACUUGUCUGUAUCCCAACCAGAGCUAAUUAACGCCCUAAGGCAGAUGGGUCAACAGUGUGAGUUCCACCGUGACCAUGGUCACAAGACGGAGGACUGCAUCGCAUUAAAGAUCGAAGUCAACAAGCUCCUCCAAAAGGGAUAUCUCCGGGAAUUCCUCUCAGAAAAGGUGAAGAACCUCCUAAGCAAGGAGACACCCACGAAAUCUGCUGAAACGAAGCCCGCGUCACCACCUCGCCAAGACCGAGUAAUCCAUGUCAUAUCCGGAGGUUCAGAGAUAAGCGGCAUAAGCCAUGCAGCUGCAAAGAAGAGCACUCAAAACGCCAAACUUGGUCUGGAGACGUCUAAAUCAAAAUGGCUACUCUUGGGAACAGACAAGAUAAGCUUCACGGCGAAGGAGAAAGAGAAGGUCCUGGCUCCCCAUCAUGACGCUCUAGUAGUAUCGCUUACCGUAGCAAACUGCUUGGUAAGGAGGAUCCUAGUAGAUAACGGAAGCUCCAGCAACAUCAUCUUCCAGGCCGCCUAUCAGGACAUGGGGUUGGAUGAAAGUGCCUUAACUAGAAAGACAACCACACUCGUGGGAUUCAGCGGAGAGGUGAAGCGAACCGCCGGUGAAGUGGUCCUUCCAGUCUAUGCUGAAGGAAUCAACAUGUCAACUAUGUUCCUGCUCGUCGACUGCCAAUCAUCCUACAACAUGAUCUUGGGAAGACCAUGGAUCCAUGAUAUGGGAGCUGUCCCCUCAACACUCCAUCGAAUGGUGAAGUUCCCUACUCCCUGGGGCAUCAAGGCCGUCAGGAGUGAUCAAGAAAAUUCUCGAUCCUGCUACCAGACCACCUUAAAGGGGAAGACAAAGGUCUUAUAG
This is a messenger RNA of Brassica oleracea var. oleracea, 2133 nucleotides long. RefSeq lists its product as uncharacterized. Lineage: Eukaryota; Viridiplantae; Streptophyta; Magnoliopsida; Brassicales; Brassicaceae. Bases 1 to 2133 code for a protein of 710 amino acids. The transcript has 3 exons. The record is from RefSeq and is a predicted model, not a curated record.